Messenger RNA from Ambispora leptoticha, 965 nucleotides. The record is from the annotation of a GenBank genome assembly. NCBI's taxonomy places the organism in Eukaryota, Fungi, Glomeromycota, Glomeromycetes, Archaeosporales, Ambisporaceae.
AGCACACAACACUCAACAUAAUCCUCAACAUUCUCUAUGGCACGAAAACAAACUUCCAAGAUCCUUUACAUCUAAAACUCAUUUCGUUGACUCAUGAUUGGCUCAACUUUGGCACCUCUAAAAGUCUAAUUUAUGAUUGGAUCCCAUAUUUACAAACCUUUUUCACUGGAAAAAUGUCAAUUGUGCCUAGCGUUUUAGCGAGCCGCGACGAAUGGGAAAGAGUUCUGGAAGAGUUAUUGGAGAAGGUUAAGCGAGAUGAAAAGAAGACUCCAUGUGUAGCGAGAGAUCUUUUGGUGAAGGUUAAAGAAGGAGUAAUUACAGAGUUGGAAAUUUCUCAUUUGGCUAUUAGUUUGAUAAUUGCAGGGACGGAAACCACAGCAUCUACUAUUACUUGGAUUAUUGCUGCAAUUGCAAAUGAUCCUGAAAUUCAACUUCGCGCACAAAGAGAACUUGAUUCGAUUGUGGGACAAUCAAUACUUCCAUCUCCUAAAGACAUGACUUCUCUUCCAUAUAUUCGUGCGAUGGUCAAAGAAGGUUUACGCUGGUCACCACCGAUACCAUUGGGAGUAGGACAUUCACUAGAGAAAGAUGACGAAUACAUGGGAUACUACAUCCCGAAAAACACAGUAGUGCUCCUUAACAUGUUUUCGAUGCAUUCCGAUCCAAUGCGAUACCCGAACCCGCAUAUCUUUAAUCCGGAUCGAUAUUUGGGUGUUACGGAGAGUGCAGCGACUUAUGCUCAAGGAAGUUCGGAAAAGCGGGAUCAGUUUGCAUUUGGUGCUGGCCGAAGACUUUGUAUUGGGAUCCAUUUGGCCGAAAUGGAACUUGAAAACUUGGUCGCAUCUAUACUAGCAGCUUUCAAAAUUGAAAUUCCUCGUUCAAACGACGAUGAGAAUUCACCCAAACUUAUAGAUGUAAACAGCUAUUCAUACAGUGGAGGUGCACGAUGGAUUGACUCAUAUCGU